Messenger RNA from Nipponia nippon (crested ibis), 1698 nucleotides. NCBI's taxonomy places the organism in Eukaryota, Metazoa, Chordata, Aves, Pelecaniformes, Threskiornithidae. The record is from RefSeq and is a predicted model, not a curated record.
AUGGGGCGCUUCACCGUCUGGGACUAUGUGGUCUUUGCGGCCAUGCUGCUGAUCUCGGCUGUCAUCGGGGUCUACUACGCCUUUGCAGGAGGGGGACAGAAGACAUCCAAAGAUUUCCUUAUGGGGGGCCGCAGCAUGAGCGCCCUCCCCGUCGCCCUCUCCCUCACCGCCAGCUUCAUGUCAGCUGUCACCGUGCUGGGCACACCUGCCGAGAUCUACCGCUACGGAGCCAUCUUCUGUGUCUUCGCCAUCACCUAUGGCCUGGUGGUGCUGUGCAGUGCUGAGAUCUUCCUGCCUGUCUUCUACAAGCUGGGCAUUACCAGCACCUACGAGUAUUUAGAGCUUCGAUUUAAUAAAUACCUGCGCCUCUGUGGAACAGUCCUCUUCAUUAUACAAACGGUUUUAUACACUGGUAUUGUCAUUUAUGCUCCAGCUUUAGCACUAAAUCAAGUCACUGGCUUCGACUUGUGGGGUGCAGUGGUGGCAACCGGCGUGGUCUGCACUUUCUACUGCACACUGGGUGGUCUGAAGGCAGUGGUGUGGACAGACGUUUUCCAGGUUGGAAUCAUGGUCGCUGGAUUUUCAUCUGUGAUUAUACGAGCUGUGGUGGUUCAGGAGGGAAUUGGACGCAUUGUAAAUGAUUCCUACUAUGGAGGAAGAUUAAACUUCUGGGACUUUAAUCCCAAUCCUUUGCAAAGGCACACCUUCUGGACAAUUGUUAUAGGUGGGACCUUCACAUGGACUGGCAUAUAUGGGAUCAACCAGUCUCAAGUACAGAGAUACAUCGCAUGCAAAAGCAGGUUCCACGCAAAAAUGUCCCUCUACAUCAACCUGGUGGGCCUCUGGGCGAUACUGGCCUGCGCGGCGCUGUGUGGACUGGCCCUCUACUCCAUCUACAAGGACUGCGACCCGUGGACGGCAAAGCAGGUGUCAGCACUCGAUCAGCUAAUGCCAUACCUAGUGCUGGAUAUUCUCCAUGAUUUUCCAGGAGUGCCAGGGCUUUUUGUGGCCAGUGCCUACAGCGGAACAUUAAGUACAGUGUCCUCCAGCAUCAAUGCUCUGGCUGCCGUGACUGUUGAAGACCUCAUUAGGCCGUACUUCAAAUCCCUCUCUGAAAAGAAGUUGUCAUGGAUUUCCAUGGGGAUGAGCCUGUUUUAUGGUGGAGUCUGCAUUGCUAUGGCUGCACUGGCAUCUCUCCUGGGAGCCUUGUUGCAGGCAGCACUCAGCAUUUUUGGCAUGGUCGGUGGCCCCCUUUUAGGACUGUUUGCCUUGGGAAUCCUCUUUUCAUUUUCUGUUUUGCAGGGUGCAUUUGUGGGUCUUGUCAGUGGCUUUGUUAUUUCACUUUGGGUUGGAAUAGGAGCUCAGAUUUAUCCUCCACUCCCAGAAAGGACCAAGCCACUAUAUCUCUCAACUGCAGGCUGUAAUAUAUCCUCAGAAAAUUUGACAUCAACAGAAAUUCCCUUAACAACAGUCUUCAGCACACCAACUGCAGAGAGGCCUGCCCUGGCAGACAACUGGUAUUCCUUGUCGUAUCUCUACUUCAGCACACUUGGGACACUUAUCACACCAGAGAAAGUGCAAGUGUUGAACUGGAAACAGUUUACCGCGGCAGAUGAAGGAACUGACAACCCUGCUUUCAGCCACAUUGAAAUGGAUGUUGCAAGCAAUAAGAACAACGUCAAUGGCCUUCAUAUAUGA